This is a messenger RNA of Pseudomyrmex gracilis, 713 nucleotides long. RefSeq lists its product as uncharacterized. The record is from RefSeq and is a predicted model, not a curated record. The transcript is spliced from 4 exons. Bases 295 to 648 code for a protein of 117 amino acids. NCBI's taxonomy places the organism in Eukaryota, Metazoa, Arthropoda, Insecta, Hymenoptera, Formicidae.
GUACGCGAAGAGAAUCGGAAGGUUCGUCAUCUGUGGGUUCUUGCGCGGAUGCGAAAGGUAAAGGCGAGGGGGAGCAAGAGGAGGUGGAGGAGUUGGGGCGGAUUGAGCAUCCGCAGGAUUUUUCUCGGAACAAGGAGGUUCAGGGUGCGCUAGAGAGGCGGAGCUGAAGGAGGUGAAGGUGGUGGAGUUCUUGCGGGAGGAGUAGGAGAGGAUUGAGCGUCUGCGGGAGGAUCAGGGCUUACAGAUUUCGUAAUGUCAUCGCUGUGUUAUCGACGUUAGUGACAGAUUCUAAUAAUGGCGUCGAUCUUAGGAGACGGCACGGGUCCUGGAAGUUCUGGAUCUUCCAGAUGCCUUUUGCUCCUGCAGAGGUCCUUAGCGAUACAAUUAACUAGAGGUCCACCUUUUUAUGUUACGAACACUGACCACCGGGAAAGCCCAAAGGAACAUCCGGCAGACGAGAUGUGGAUGUAUGAUAAAGGUUAUAAUCUAUUUCAGAUGGCCCGGAAAAGUUUUGUUGUGAUUCAUACUGCCACUUUUGUAUACGAAGUGAAAAUGUUUACGUGGGCGUUUUUCAUUCCAAUCAAUAGAUCCAGAGUAAGUUGUGCAAAGAAAGGGUUAGUAAAACAGGACAGUUCAGCAUCAUCUUAAACGGCGGAAACCAUGUUUUCUCGCUGCAUUGACAUGUUUUAAUCCUUCAAUAAUAAAUUUCUCAU